Messenger RNA from Clonostachys byssicola, 567 nucleotides. Lineage: Eukaryota; Fungi; Ascomycota; Sordariomycetes; Hypocreales; Bionectriaceae. The record is from the annotation of a GenBank genome assembly.
AUGGCUGAGAGUACGGUUCCGGCUUGGUUGGCCAAUUUUGGCUGGGGAGUGAUCAUUGUGGGGGUGAUCAACGCCAUUCCCAAUUAUUUCGAUUCCUGGAAUAAUUGGAAGUUCGCAAAGAAGAGAGACAAGCGGGAGGAAGAGGCAACAAAUGCCGGAAAAGAGCAGAUCCGCCUCGAGGCGUGGCGGGAAGGCGUCAAGAAGGGUUGGGACGACCGGGCCCAAGAGGUUCGACUCGCUCGUCAGGAGAUGGACGUGGCUCGUCAGGGGAGGGACGCGGCUGUCAAGAAGCGGGACGCCGCUAUCAAGGAGAGGGAUGCUGCUGUCGAGAAGCGGGACGCCGCUGUUGAAGAGCGGGACGCCGCUGUCAGAGAGCAGGACGCCGCUGUCAAAGAGCGGGACGCCGCUCGUGACGAGCUGGAACAAGCCAGAGCUAGGGCAAGGCAAGCCGCCAUUCGUGCGGCAGAGGCCUCGGGUCAGUUGACCCGGUUGGAGCAAGAGUUCGAGGCGUUCGAGGCAGCGAUGCCGCAGGUUCAGCGGCGGAGGCAGCAGAGAAGGUCCGAAUAA